Effrenium voratum is the source of this 178-nucleotide messenger RNA. Lineage: Eukaryota; Dinophyceae; Suessiales; Symbiodiniaceae. The record is from the annotation of a GenBank genome assembly.
GCUUUGUUUUGACAUCGAGGCAUACUGUUUGGGUCCCAACUCGCCAAUCUGUCAGGAUUUGCGCGACUCGAAGACGUUCUGCCUGGGCCUUUUUGCUGAUUGCGCCGUCAGUGUUGAUGCGCGGAUUUCAACUGAGCUUUCAGGGUUGGGCCCAACCUUGAUCUCUUUGACCCGGUGA